Molecule: messenger RNA, 870 nt
Organism: Bombyx mori (domestic silkworm)
Lineage: Eukaryota; Metazoa; Arthropoda; Insecta; Lepidoptera; Bombycidae
Exons: 4
Coding region: 115-798 (227 amino acids)
Source: RefSeq, a predicted model, not a curated record
UCUAAAUCUAAAAUAUCAACGCUACGUCAUUUUGACGUUACAAGGACGAAGUUUGUUGAAGCGAUGUUCCUCGGAGUGUAGUGGUAGGUGGUAGGAUGGUAGGUCGCUGGUACGAUGUACCCAUUGAUUGCCGUUGCCCUCGGCGUGGCGUUUGUUCUGCUACUGCUGGCUGUGAGAUGGCAGUGGCGGUCCUAUAAGGUCGAACCAGAAUGUCAAUCGUGCCAAGCUCAAGUGGUGCACCGGCUCUGCCCUCAUCACAACGUCGUGCAGGGGUUCCGGCUGGAGCAGAAGGACAGCCUCGAUGAGCACCUGGAUGUACUCACCAGAAAACUUGCUGACAAGGAAGGUCGCCUCCGCCUUUCCAAGUCCAAGAUCCGUGAGACGCAAAAUGAGAUCGACAAUCUCCACGCCAUCGACUACGACGUGCGCCUGAAGUACCGCGAGAUCAUGGAGUCGCUGAAGAAGGACUUGAUGUAUAACGAGAAGGAGUGCAAGAGGCUGCAGGAGCAAAUCGAAUGGGUGUCCCGGAGGCGGGCCGAGUUGAAAGAUGAGGUGCGACUCGGUCAGAGACUGUACGGGGAAGCGGCCGCGGAACUGGCCAGUAAUUUAUCUGAACUGCAGCGAGGUCGCGGCCAAGAUUACAAGAUAACAGAGAAGCCACACGUCCAGCGCUCAGUCACCGAGCUGCGUCACAGAAAGGAGCCGCAUCUACCGCGACCGAACCCGGCUGCGUCGUUGGUGAUAAAAACGUCACCACCGCAGACGUCUGAAGCGAUCGUCACGCAUUUCGACUCGUAACAAAAAAAUGUGACAAAUUUUUAUUUUUAUUUUUACAAUGUAUUUAUUAAAUUUAUUUGCGACCUUGUCAUA